AAACGAGGCGUACCAGUAGGUGGCGCUAUCACCACCACUACCUAAAGACUAAUAGAUCUGUUCAGGUCGGGACUCCGAUGAAGCGUGAGAAUUCUGGGCCCUAAAAACCCCGGACUAACACAGUCGGUGCUCGGGCCUUUAACCAUAUGACGUCUCCCACCCACAGUUUACGUCAGGCCACCAACCUCCCAUCAUCCCUCCAUCCGGCCGCCGCGCGCUUCCAGGUGUGGACACCGUGGAGACAACGCGGAAGUGCUCAGUCAGCAGCAGCAGCAGCAGCGUAGGAAGCCGCUGGCGUCCACUGAGCUCCGUCUGACAACAUGUCCAACAACGACGAGAUACGAUACUGCCACAGGUUCUCCUACAUCGUCCUCAAAUUCACCCUGUUCGCGUAUUCCAUCGUCUGGUGGUUAAUAGGUGGAUUUCUCCUUGCCAUUGGUAUCUAUGCUGAGGUGGAGAGACAACGCUUCAAGACGCUGGAGGGGAUGUUUUUGGCCCCCGCUGUAAUCCUGAUCGUCCUGGGAAUUGUCAUGUUUAUAGUCUCGUUGAUUGGAGUCUUGGCCUCACUGAGAGAUAAUCUAACUCUACUGAAAGUGUUCAUGUACACUCUGUCAGUUUGUCUGAUCCUGGAGCUGCUCGGAGGAAUCUUGGCGCUGGUGUUCCGCAACCAGACGGUGGACUUACUGAACAAGAACAUCCGGAAGGGCAUAGUCAACUACUAUGAUGACCUGGACUUCAAAAAUAUCAUGGACUUUGUUCAGAAGAAGUUUAAGUGUUGUGGAGCUCAGGAGUACAACGACUGGGAGGUCAACAUGUACCACAACUGUUCUGCACCUGGUCCAAUGGCCUGCGGUGUCCCGUAUACCUGCUGCAUUACUACUAAGCCUAAUGAAGUGGCCAACACUAUGUGUGGCUGCAAUGUGCUCAAACAAGAGCGUUUGGACUUGAUUGAAGUCAUUCACAUCAGAGGCUGCACUGAUGCUUUCUUCAUCUGGCUGUUAGACAACUAUAAGAUCAUGGCUGGAGUGCUGUUAGGGAUCCUACUGCCGCAGUUCUUUGGUGUGAUAAUCAGCUGGCUGUACAUCACGCGUGUUGAAGAUUCCAUCAGUGAGUACGGUCACUCCGUGGACGGGCUACUGGGCCCACAGGGGAGAACAGCCAAGAGUCAUGGCCGUGUGUCCAAAUGGUUUAAGUGUAUGCCCGACUUCGACUGAUGGAGCUGAGCAGAGGGCAGCUAAUGGACUCCAGUCAACGCUCACAGCUGGUUAAAGCACUGGAGUCGACGCAGAGACUGUUGCAACCACUGGCAGGAGUCUGCCCUCGAACUGCCGGCUCAAUACAAGUGCACGUCAGCAUGUGGAAUGUUUUUUUUUUUUAUUGGGAAGAAGGAAUUGUUUUGCAUCCUCAUUGUUUGGAAUUUAAUAUUCAUGUUUUGUUUUUUUCCAGUUUUACUGUAAAUUGAGUGUAUAUAUCCAAGAAAGUGAAUCGUUUUGAAUGACUUUGUUAAGUGUACUGAUGCCUGAGUGGGAAAUAAGAGCUCAUUAAGUGAUGAGCUGCACUGUGCCACAGACAAUCUCAGGGAUAAACACAGAAACCAACAUAACCACUUUUGCUCUUAGUGUUAUUAUAUAUCCUGAAAUGUAUCUGUUCAGUUACACAAACACAGUCUACAGCACUAACUGUGUUCACUAAUGGUUUUCUACCACCAGUUAAACUCUUUGUGACUGCUUUAUACAAACUCUGCUCCGUUAAUGCUAACACCACUGUUUACACUGCAACACUGUAGCGCUAAAUACACAUUGUCUGUCAUCUGAAAGCAGGACUCCUUUCCUUGGUUGUAUGUUUGAACACACCCUGAGGUUUGAAAUGGAACUCUGCAUCAUACCCUGCCUGCAUAUUCCUCUAUGACCAUAAGUGCUCACUGAACCUUCAAGAUGUGUUAACAAUGGCUCCCUGCUGAAUGUUGAGAAAGAGCUCAACAUUAUCCAUUGUGAGUUGAUUUUAAAGAGAUAGAUGCUAAUGUAGUGCCUUUGCCAUAACAAGACAGAAGCUCAGGGUUUAGUUAAGUUUCCCCAGAUGCUACAUUUGCUGUGUGUGCUGAUUUUCAACGCUAAUAGAGUGCACACUUUGAGUGUCAACGUGAGGGGAGGAGUUUAGGGAAUAAGUCUACAUUGGUCAGACAGGACAUGCUUUAAAAUGCAAAACCUUGUGACUCGUGACAUUCGACUUGAACCUCACAGUAUGACACGUUCAAACUGGCUUUGUUCCCUGAAACCUGACCAAUCAGAGGACUCGAACAACCGUAUAUAUGCUGUCUGAGUGCUACAGUACCAGACCCCCUCAUCACUACUUGUUCCUGCAAAAGUUUCUUCAUUUGAAAACAUGUUGCACUGAAAAUAAUCCAGGCAGUUAUGACAUUGGUCUCCAAAACAGAAUGAGAUGAGUAAUUCCCAGGACAAAUCAUUAUCCUUAUUAUGCUUUUAACCCAUAUGAAACAUGUGCCUUAGAACAUGUUACAACUUCCUGUAAACUCCAGAGUGGUUUUAAGAUUUCCAGACACAUAUUUGUCAUGACUUAAUGUGAAAUGAAUGUGCUUCUGAACUUAGGUUUGUUGUGAAGUUGCAAACUGAGACCAAAGAGCUCAUCCAUCUUGAAGUGAAUUUUAAUUUCACAUCUCCCCGCCUUUUCCUCCUUUUGUGGCUGCACACAACUGCACCACCACCUCUUAAUGAUAUGUCUAAUACUUCACUUACAUCACUGCUCAAACACAAUUACAAGCAUUUCAAGUUUAAAUGAUUGCCUUAUUUUAUUUUUUUUAUUUUUUUACAUUUUUUACAGGACAUUAGGUGAAAUAGGACUUACAGAGGUUUACAUAGGAGCCCACUUUGCUUUGUAGGGUUGAAGGAGCGUUAUCACUUUAUUCUUAUUGGCAUAUUUAGCAUUUUAAGACCAAAUCUAAUAAUCCAGGUUAAUUGAACUGGUUAAUAAAGUUCAUACUCGACUGGCUGCACGAAAAGAGUAAAUUUCCAUGAAAGGGAAUGAACUAUAUUAACUAAAUUAACUUUUACUACCUGCUUCUCACAGUAAAGCUGAGUUCACACACUCCCAAUAAACAGUGACAAAGAUUCAACACACACCAACACACUGUACUGAUUUCACUGUAGUGAGACGAAAAUGUGUUUUAUGCUUUGUGACAUAAUUAAUUUGGAAUUAAAAACGACUUUAUAAAACAAACACAGUGCCUCAUUAAUGCAAAUGUGAUGAUGAGUUAAAUGGAGCAUUUUUACUAUUUAACGAGGCGUCAGACACAUUAAGCAGCCUCGCUCUUUUUCAACCUUUUCUGAAUCUUAUGCAAACUGUAAUACCGAUGACAAAAGAAAUUCCAUAUUUGAUACAUUUAGUGUGCAGCAUGAAAGACGUACCAAAUAUUACAUUACAUAAAGAAUGUUUAAAAAUGAGACUUGAGUAAUGAUUUUGAUGUAGUAACUACAGUCUAUUUUCACAGGGUCUAAACAUUAAUGUGCCAGUGUUUUCUUUUUAAAAGAAUAGAUGUAGAACAUUGUUGUAAUUGCGAACUUUCAAAUUCACGGAGAAGAAAAAGUUUGUUGUCAGAGUUGCACAAAACCACAUUUAUCGAAAGAAGUAUGUUGUCUAUACAUUUUGCCUUUUGUGGGGGAUGGAAAAUAAAGAUGUAAUUCUGUUGUA
Messenger RNA from Hippoglossus stenolepis (Pacific halibut), 3705 nucleotides. It is a transcript of the gene tspan15, whose product is annotated as tetraspanin 15. Gene Ontology annotation, cellular component: membrane. Bases 321 to 1214 code for a protein of 297 amino acids. The transcript is spliced from 8 exons. The record is from RefSeq and is a predicted model, not a curated record. Lineage: Eukaryota; Metazoa; Chordata; Actinopteri; Pleuronectiformes; Pleuronectidae.